Molecule: messenger RNA, 1723 nt
Organism: Notodromas monacha
Lineage: Eukaryota; Metazoa; Arthropoda; Ostracoda; Podocopida; Cyprididae
Source: the annotation of a GenBank genome assembly
AGGAAUUGCGAGAGGUUUUGAAAACUGUGUUCAGAUUAUGAACCACUGUGGUGUUCACAAGACUAGUGCUCAAAUGGAAGACGAUUUCGGUGCUGAUGAGUCCGAUGGGAAUCUCAUCAUUGACACAGACACCGAUGAUGAGAAAAAUUCGGAAAUCAGCAAAAGUUUCGAGGGGGAAAUUGAAAAACGGGAAACCGUGAACGAAGCAAAUGAUGGGCAUUCUUUGGAGUCACUGGAAUGUUUUCUGGAACGUGAGUCAGGCGACGUGGAUUUCGAUGUUCUUGAAGAGGACUUGCGGGUACUCAGAGAGGAUUUCAAAACGAGUCCUGUUGCGGAUUCCAUGAACUCGAAUGCUAAUCAAAUGGAACCCACUACUCCCAGAAACCCAGUCCUAAGAUCGUUGCUGAGCGAAAAACCCCAUAACGUGAUACGGAUCACGUCCAUCAGCCACGGAUCAUCAGGUGUAGUUGUGGAGUCACCGCAAGAGGCCACUCCAAGCUCCACAACGUCCAUUGAUUGGAAAUCACCCCCAGACGAACUCCAACAGAACUGGAAUUGCCCCUCAGGGACAUGGGUCCACUCAAGUCGUUCAGCGGAAGACAAUUUAAAACCCAUGAACUUGACUAACGGAUUCGCAAAUUUUCCGAACGGGAACGGGGUCGUCGUUAGCCGGAAUAACUCUGCUCUUGGCGGACAGUUUUCUGCUCCAGCGUAUCCUCUACCACCAUAUCGCAUGGAAUAUCAUCCAGUUCAGCAAAAUGGCUACACCUAUCAACAGCAGGGAACUUCUUUUGGAGACCAGAGCAGGUUUGCGAGCAAUUUUCCGCAUCAGGGCUACUAUGAUCACUGUUACCCGGGCCAGAACCCAGCUGGGCAACCAGCAUUGCCGAACAGGAUGUUGUACCAGCAAUUACCACCAGUUCAGGAAAAUCGAAUGCCGGCACUGAACUUCUCUCCACUUGGUCGAAUUCCUACUGCAUCUCAUCCAGAAGUCGUCCAAAAUAAUCGGCGUACAGUUGGCAAGGCUACUGCUGCCAAGAACGGAGGAGCAACUGUGAGGCACAAGCGGAAGUUCGUCUGCGCUAUUUGUCACCAACGUUUGCUCUCUUUUGAAACUUGGUCACAGCACAUGGUCAAGAAACACCAGAAGACGUAUACGGACUUGAUCGGUUUGUCGGGCAUCAAAGAUGGUCUCCACGAGUGCAAAUUUUGUGGGCGCAAGUUCAACACGACGGAGUGGUUCCAUUUCCACGUGUGCCAAUGUCACGGCGAACCCGUGUCUCCAAUGAGGCAAUGCAACUUCUGCAAGCAGGUCUUCCCGUGGGACUCCUUCGGUGCCCAUUUGAGAAUCUCGCAUCAAGUCAAUGUGAGCAUCGGUGUGAUGUCGGAUCCACUUGGUACCACGACCACGAUUCGGUUCAACGGAUGCCAAGGAAGCCUCAUCUGUGCCAUUUGCAAGAUCCAGUGCAGUAAUGCGGAUCUGUUGCGUGAACACUUGAAUAAACACUCGGAGGAGUUGUGCGAAAAGUUGUGGAAUGAUCCGGUGUUCGGAGCAAACGUGAAUUGAUGAAGCGCUGGGUCUUCGACUUCUUGAAAAAAUGUCGAACUGCCAAUUUUUUUUGUAAUCGCGGAAAGAGAUUGUUUUUCUCCUGUUUACACGCACUUCAUGCAGAACUUCAUUUUCUGUGGAACACGUUUUCCUUAAAAAGAUAAAAAAACCGAC